AUGAUUAAUACAAUAAAUCUUAUUCCAAACAAAAUUCAGAUAGACAAAUUAAAACCUUAUAAAAAAGAUAUGAAUAUAAUUAAAUCUUUAUCUCACAUUGGAAUAUCAUUUAUUGAAAAUGAAGAAAUACAAGAACUAGAAGAUAAUGAUACAUUUAUUUGUGAGAGUGAUCAAAUUCUAUUUUCUACAUCUAACAAUGAAGAAGAAAGCUUUCUUCAGUUUCAUGUUUACGACAAAGAAAAUGACGAUUUUGUUAUUCAUCAUGAUGUGUUUGUGUAUUCCUCUAUAAAUGAUGCUGAAUAUUUUUAUAAAAAUGAUAAACAUUUUAUUGCUUUAGCUACAUUUGAAAAAGAUGUUAUGGUUUACGACAGCUGUAUAUUUAAUCCAAUGGCACCGCAAAUAUUACUAAAAGGGCAUGAAGAUCAUAUUAUGUGUGUUAAAAAAUUUGGAGAAAAUUUAUUUUCUGGAAGUGAAGAUAAAAGUAUUAUUGAAUGGGAUAUUAUAAAGGAAACACCUUGUAAUUUUUAUAAAUUAGAUCUUGUGCCCGAGAAAAUAUGUAAAUCAAAUAAUCAUAUUUUUUACACUGACGGAACAACUAUUAAGAGUUCUACAUCUGAUUUACAUUUUUCUUGUUAUGAUCGCAUAGAAAACCUGAUAGCAUGUGAUAAUAUGAUUUAUGUAUCGAAUUCAACAGGAGAUUUUUUUAGUUUUGAUCUACGCGCAUCUAAAUCCCCUUAUUUUAGUAAUAAAUACGUUGAAAGUGCACUUACUGGAAUGGAUUUAUUAAAUAAUAAAAUUGCGUUAUGUUCAAAAAGUGGAGAAAUUUUUAUUUUAGACUUGUUAGACUACGAACUAAAAAAUUCUGAAAAAAUUAAAUCUGUAUUGUAUUCUAUCAAAUUACAUGAAGAUAAUCUAAUAUUUUAUGGUGAUGAAUCAGAUACAUUGCAUUUGAAAAAGUUAAAAAAUAAAGUUUUUUGA
This is a messenger RNA of Vairimorpha ceranae, 978 nucleotides long. RefSeq names its product wd40 domain-containing protein. Bases 1 to 978 code for a protein of 325 amino acids. Gene Ontology annotation, molecular function: protein binding. The transcript has a single exon. NCBI's taxonomy places the organism in Eukaryota, Fungi, Microsporidia, Nosematidae. The record is from RefSeq and is a predicted model, not a curated record.